CAGACUUCAAGCUUUCUUCCGCUCCCACCAUUUUUUCCCACCUCUCCAAUCUCUCCAAUUGCUUUUCAGUCUCACUGAACCGAUAAGCUCUUCGCAAAGACAUCCUCACCAUGCCACUAGCACGCUCAUCCGAUCCGCUGGUGUGGAUAGACUGCGAAAUGACAGGCCUAGAUUCCGAAAAGGACCAAAUCAUCGAAAUCUGCUGCUUCAUCACCGACGCUAACCUCCAACUGCUCGACCCCCACGGCUUCGAAACCGUCAUCCACGCCCCCAAAUCCGUCAUAGAUAACAUGUCGCAAUGGUGCAUCGACACCCACGGCCGCACGGGAUUAACUGCCACUGUCCUCGCCUCCACCGUCACCCCGGAGUCCGCUGCAUCCGAGCUAUUGGCUUACAUCCAGCGAUACGUGCCGCAGCCGCGCACGGCGCUAUUGGCAGGGAAUAGCGUGCAUGCGGAUAAGGCUUUCUUGUCGCGGGGUCCGUAUGCGAAGGUCCUGGAGUGGUUACACUAUCGCAUUUUGGAUGUGAGUACUAUUAAGGAGGCAGCGAGACGGUGGGGUGCGGAUGAGUUGUUGGCUGCUGUGCCUAGGAAGAAGGAAGUGCAUUUAGCCAAGGAUGAUAUCCUGGAGAGUAUUGAGGAGAUGCGGUUUUAUAGGGAGAGGCUGUUUGGGAGUGGGGGCCGAUAGGUAAUGUUAGUUUGGGUGGAGUCUUACAUGGGACGUGACUGCUGCUGCUGUAACUGCUGCGAGAUGUUUUGAAUGCCGAUAUGUUGGCGUCUAUUGGCGGACUACUUGAGGGGUAUGGUAGUUUCUUAAGGGAAGGCCGUUUUGUAUCCGCUCCCGUGUCGCUAUGGAGUGCUGUUUGGGGUACUUUUGGGUGGUUCCUCUGAAACUCCCGUUAUAGGGCUGGCUCUAGACGUCUUACUUUCGGCCCGGGUUUCUAUCCAGCCGAGACGCUGGU
Molecule: messenger RNA, 960 nt
Organism: Aspergillus alliaceus
Lineage: Eukaryota; Fungi; Ascomycota; Eurotiomycetes; Eurotiales; Aspergillaceae
Product: oligoribonuclease
Exons: 2
Coding region: 111-686 (191 amino acids)
Cellular component (GO): mitochondrion
Molecular function (GO): nucleic acid binding; 3'-5'-RNA exonuclease activity
Source: RefSeq, a predicted model, not a curated record